Durusdinium trenchii is the source of this 1314-nucleotide messenger RNA. The record is from the annotation of a GenBank genome assembly. Lineage: Eukaryota; Dinophyceae; Suessiales; Symbiodiniaceae.
AUGCUUUCAAGGCACUUCCAACGUGUUCACCCACUGCAUCGCCCGUGCUUCCCCCGCGUCUGCGCGCCGGAUCGGGGGGUCGUUCAGGUGACGAACCUGGAUGGUCGGCAGUUCCCCGCCUUGAAGACGCCCCAGGGCCGGAAGAGGAAGUUCCAGCGCCUCCGGCCGGAGAACGACUUCACUUGGUCGUGGAAGGUCUUGGUGGAUGCUCCCUGCAGCGGCGAUGGCACGCUCCGGAAGUCCUGCGGUGGCUGGGCCACGUGGCGCGCGGCCGAGGGCAACAGCCUACACCCACUGCAACGAGGCCUCUUGCGCCGCGGCUUUGAGCUGUUGGAGCCCGGUGGCCGCCUCGUCUACUCCACCUGCUCGCUGAACCCCAUAGAAAACGAAGCUGUGGUGGCAGCCUUCCUUUCUGAAACCUCCAACGCGGAGUUGCUUUCCUGGGAUCCGUUGAAGGUGGAGUCGUUUCAGGAGGGGGUGACUGAAUGGAUGGUGCCCGAGAGCGACUUCGAGACGAGCAGAUUGAUGCACAAGAGCUAUGACGCCCCGCAGCUGCCAAAGUCUCAGGCCGCGCUCUUUCCCCCGAAGAACGAGCUUCUCCAAGCGAGCCUUCGCCGCUGCCGCCGGCUGGUGCCACUUAGCCCGGAGGCCCAUCACGGUGGCUUCUUCGUGGCCGUGGUCACCAAGAGCAAGGGCCCCAAAAGCCCGAACCCUUCAGCGGCACAGGAAUGGGAGCCUGUGGAGGUGGAGGCAGAUCUGGAGCAAAAGGUGAAGAAGCAUCCCAUGCGCCGUCUCUUUCAGCCGGUACCGGUGGAACGCUGGGCCGCCCUGCAGGCCUAUUGGUCGCUGGAUCUGCCAGUGGAGCGGCUCUCGGCGAACCGUUUGGGGCAGCUGGUCCUCGCCACCAGGACUCUAGCCGCCUGCUGUGUGAGCAGGAAGGUGGAUCUGCCCAUCGUAGAGGGCGGCCUGGCACUCUUCCCCGCGGAGGGCCUCAAGCCCUUCGAUGAAGCAGUGUCUUUCUUGUCUGGGUAUACCCCGCGGAAGAAGCAGCUGACCCUGAUGGAGUUCCUGGAGAUGGUGAAGGCAGAGCAGAAGGAAGAGGAAGAGGAGGAGGAGGACUUGCACAUCUUCACCUUGGAAGCCGUGACUGAACCGUGCAAGCGCGUCUUUGCUGUCCUGGGCGCCACCCAAAACGGACGAGCCUGGUGCGUGGCUUCUCCCAGGUACCGCCAGGUGCUGUUGGAGGUCUUGCGCGAGAUCGUAAAGACAAGAGAUGUUCAGCAGUCAAAAGAAGAUGCAGCGCUUUCGUGUUGA